AUGGAAGAUCACCAAGUCCAAUAUCACCAGAAAGUAGAGAAUUACAUAUUGCAGGCAUUGAAGAUGAUGCCACAAAUUCACUUUCAUGGUUCGAUCGUAUUUAUGAAACCGCUUUAGCACAAGUGGAAGCUGCGAUAUCCGCAAGAGGUACUCCAACAAAUGAACAUGGUUCACUUUCAAGAAGAAAUUCUUCAUAUAAUUCUGCCAAAGGUACUCCAACAAAUGAAAAUGUAUCACUUUCAAGAAGAAAUUCUUACCACAGUAAUAGUAAUGGAUCACUCUCAAGAAGAAAUUCUUCACAUAGUAAUAGUAAUGGAUCUUCUUCGAGAAGAAAUUCUUACCUUGUUGAAGAUAAUAAAGUUAUUCACUCAUCACCAAUAGAAGCACCUACCACACCAAACGUACCAGCACGUUUGAAUACAAGUUUCUCUCGACCUCCAUUACCAUUAGAUUGGUUAAACACUCAAAAGGGAACAGAAGUUGAGACU
Dentiscutata heterogama is the source of this 488-nucleotide messenger RNA. The record is from the annotation of a GenBank genome assembly. NCBI's taxonomy places the organism in Eukaryota, Fungi, Glomeromycota, Glomeromycetes, Diversisporales, Gigasporaceae.